AUGGCGGUCCAGAUUGUCUCCGACCUGCAUCUAGAGUCUCCCAUGGCUUACGACAUGUUCGACAUUACUCCCACGGCACCAUACUUGGCUCUCCUUGGAGACAUUGGCUACAUCGAAGCACACAACGCCGACUGUCUUGCAUUUCUAACGCGACAAUUGAAACAGUUCAAGGCUGUGCUGUUCGUCCCUGGCAAUCAUGAGGCGUACCGAUCCAACUGGGACGAUACCAUCCAACUUCUGCGUAUCUUUGAGAAGGAAACCCGUGACGACGCGUCUCUUGGGGAAUUCAUCCUCCUCGACCGAGCCGCCUACCGCCUACCGGGUACAAACAUCGUCGUUCUAGGCUGCAGCCUUUUCUCUCACAUCUUGCCCGAUAAACACCUGGCUGUUGGCAUGGGCAUCAACGAUUUCUACCAGACAACCGACUGGACCACAGACACCCACAACGCCAUGCAUCAACGGGAUGUCGCUUGGCUCAACCGUCAGGUCGCUGACCUGGACCGCUCCGACGUCCGCAUCAUCAUCCUUUCGCACUGGAGCCCUUCUCUGGAUCCUCGUGCUGUGGAACCAAAGCACGCCGGAAGCUCUAUCACCAGUGCUUUCGCCACCGACAUGUCGGGGCAGCCUUGCUUCAAGAGCAGCAAAGUCAGGGCGUGGGCAUUCGGGCACACCCAUUACAACUGCGAUUUUUCGCUUGACCGAGGCAAUGGCGUCGAGCCCUUGAGGCUAAUUACCAACCAGAGGGGGUACUACUUUGACCAGGCUGCUGGUUUUGAUCCGGAGAAGGUGGUCUCGGCAUAA
This is a messenger RNA of Metarhizium robertsii ARSEF 23, 801 nucleotides long. Its product is annotated as calcineurin-like phosphoesterase. The record is from RefSeq and is a predicted model, not a curated record. NCBI's taxonomy places the organism in Eukaryota, Fungi, Ascomycota, Sordariomycetes, Hypocreales, Clavicipitaceae. The coding region runs from base 1 to 801 and encodes 266 amino acids. The transcript has a single exon. Gene Ontology annotation, molecular function: hydrolase activity.